Messenger RNA from Mirounga angustirostris (Northern elephant seal), 5389 nucleotides. It is a transcript of the gene MCF2L, whose product is annotated as MCF.2 cell line derived transforming sequence like. The record is from RefSeq and is a predicted model, not a curated record. Gene Ontology annotation, cellular component: cytoplasm. Gene Ontology annotation, biological process: intracellular signal transduction; positive regulation of Rho protein signal transduction. The transcript is spliced from 32 exons. The coding region runs from base 249 to 3794 and encodes 1181 amino acids. Gene Ontology annotation, molecular function: guanyl-nucleotide exchange factor activity; protein binding. Lineage: Eukaryota; Metazoa; Chordata; Mammalia; Carnivora; Phocidae.
AGGUGACCGCGGGGUUGCGCGCGCAGGGCUCCCGAGUGGCCGUGGGGACACGCGGGGCAGGCGCGCCGCUUCCGCUUCCGCCCAGCAGCCCCCCUGUCGCAGGGCGCGCCCCCUUGGCGGGGCUCGGGAACCAAUCCCAGGAAGGGAGGCGCGGCCGUGCCCCCUCCCCACUCGCUCGACCCCACCCACGAGGCACCUUCUGCUGCGGAGGGAAGCAAGCUGCAGAGGGUCACUCGUUCUGACGGACGAUGAGGUUUUGGCUGAGAAAUGAAGAGAUGGCUCUGGAAGAGAUGGUGCAGAGGCUAAAUGCGGUUUGCAGGCGCACGGAUGAAAUCAUGCACCGGGACAUCACCCCACUCUGCGCCGCAGACAUCCAGGACCAGCUGAAGAAGCGCUUUGCAUAUCUGUCUGGUGGGCGCGGGCAGGACGGCAGCCCCGUCAUCACCUUCCCGGACUACCCAGCCUUCAGCGACGUCCCCGACAAGGAGUUCCAGAAUGUCAUGACCUACCUCACCAGCAUCCCCAGCUUACAAGAUGCUGGCAUUGGAUUCAUCCUGGUCAUAGACCGAAGGCAGGACAAAUGGACCUCGGUGAAGGCAUCAAUCCUGCGAAUAGCAGCGUCCUUCCCAGCAAACCUCCAGCUCGUCCUGGUUCUGCGCCCAACGGGGUUUUUCCAAAGGACUCUCUCUGACCUCGCGUUCAAAUUCAAUAGAGAUGACUUCAAGAUGAAGGUGCCGGUCAUAAUGCUGAGCUCAGUACCAGAAUUACACGGUUACAUCGACAAGUCCCAGCUGACCGAGGACCUGGGUGGGACCCUGGAUUACAGCCACACCAGGUGGCUGUCUCACCGCACAGCGAUCGAAGGUUUCGCCCUCAUGGUUAAGCAGACAGCUCAGAUGCUACAGUCCUUCGGGACCGAGCUGGCCGAAACGGAGCUGCCCAACGACGUGCAGUCGACGAGCUUGGUGCUCUGCGCGCAUACGGAGAAGAAGGACAGAGCGAAGGAGGACAUGAGGUCGGCACUGGACGAGGGGCAGAGCAUCCUGGAGAACAUCAGGGAGCCGCUGGCCAAGGGCGGGGAGCAGAGCCUAAACCAGGACCAGCUGGAUAACCAGACCACUGUGCAGAGGCUCCUGGCCCAGCUGAGCGAGACCGAGGCUGCCUUCGAUGAGUUCUGGGCAAAGCAUCAGCAGAAACUCCAACAGUGUCUGCAGCUUCGGCAUUUUGAGCAGGACUUUCGAGAGGUCAAAGCCUCCUUAGACACACUGGCCCAGAAGAUAGCAACCUUCACCGAUGUGGGCAACAGCCUGGCGCACGCAGAGCACCUCCUGAAGGACCUCACCAGCUUUGAGGAGAAGUCGAGCGCCUCUGUGGAGCGGGCCCGCGCCCUGGCACUGGAGGGCGAGAAGCUCAUUGACAGCAAGCACUACGCUGUGGACUCCAUCCGCCCCAAGUGCCACGAGCUCCAGCACCUCUGUGAGAGGUCUGCGGCCGAGGUGGAGAGGCGGAGGGGGCUGCUCAGCAAGUCCCUGGAGCUGCACGGCCUCCUGGAAGCAUCCAUGAGGUGGUGUGAUGAGGGGAUCUACCUGCUAGCCUCGCAGCCUGUGGACAAGUGCCAGUCCCAGGACGGCGCGGAGGCGGCCCUGCAGGAAAUCGAGAAAUUCCUGGAGACUGGUGCAGAAAAUAAGAUCCAGGAGCUCAAUAAAAUUUACCAGGACUAUGAGUCCAUCCUCACCAAAGACCUGAUGGAGCACGUGCAGAAAGUCUUCCAGAAGCAAGAGGGCAUGGAGGAGAUGUUCCACCGGAGACAGGCAAGCCUGAAGAAGCUGGCAGCCAAGCAGACGCGGCCCGUGCAGCCCGUGGCCCCCCGGCCAGAGGCGCUCACAAAAUCGCCCUGCCCCUCCCCAGGCAGAAGGAGAGGCUCUGAGAACAGUUCUGAGGGCAGCGCGCUCCGAAGAGGGCCCUACAGGAGGGCCAAGAGCGAGAUGAGUGAGAGCCGGCAGGGCCGGAGCAGCUCCACGGGGGAUGAGGAGGAAAGCCUGGCCAUCUUGCGGAGGCAUGUGAUGAACGAGCUCUUGGACACGGAACGGGUCUACGUGGAGGAGCUGCUCUGUGUCCUGGAGGGCUAUGCUGCUGAGCUGGAUAACCCGCUCAUGGCGCACCUCGUGUCACCAGGCCUCCAAAACAAGAAGAACAUUCUCUUCGGAAACAUGGAAGAGAUUUACCACUUUCAUAACAGAAUAUUCCUGAGGGAGCUGGAAGACUACGCAGGCUGCCCAGAGCUGGUUGGAAGGUGUUUCCUGGAACGGAUGGAGGAGUUCCAGAUCUACGAGAAGUAUUGUCAGAACAAGCCGCGCUCCGAGAGCCUGUGGAGACAGUGUUCCGACUGCCCAUUCUUUCAGGAAUGUCAGAGGAAGCUGGACCACAAGCUGAGUCUGGACUCCUACCUGCUGAAACCGGUCCAGAGAAUCACCAAGUACCAACUGCUGCUCAAGGAGAUGCUAAAAUACAGCAAGAGCUGCGAGGGGGCCGAGGACCUGCAGGAGGCACUGAGCUCCAUCCUGGGCAUCCUCAAGGCUGUGAACGACUCCAUGCACCUGAUCGCCAUCACCGGCUACGACGGGAACCUGAGUGACCUGGGGAAGCUGCUGAUGCAGGGCUCCUUCAGCGUCUGGACAGACCACAAGAAGGGCCACACCAAGGUGAAGGACCUGGCCAGGUUCAAGCCCAUGCAGCGACACCUCUUCCUGCACGAGAAGGCCGUGCUCUUCUGCAAGAAGAGGGAGGAGAACGGGGAGGGAUACGAGAAGGCCCCUUCCUACAGCUACAAGCAGUCCCUGAACAUGGCGGCCGUCGGCAUAACAGAGAACGUGAAGGGCGACGUGAGGAAGUUUGAGAUCUGGUACAACGCCAGGGAGGAGGUGUACAUCAUACAGGCACCGAGCCCUGAAAUCAAAGCUGCGUGGGUGAGUGAGAUCCGCAAGGUGCUGACCAGCCAGCUGCAAGCCUGCCGAGAAGCCAGCCAGCACAGAGCGCUCGAGCAGUCCCAGAGCCUGCCUCUGCCCGUGCCGCCCAGCACCAGUCCCUCGAAAGGGAGCACGAGGAACAUCAAGAAGUUGGAAGAAAGGAAAACUGACCCCCUGAGCCUGGAAGGAUACGUGAGCCCCACGUCGUUGCCGAAGCCCCCCGAGAAGGGCAGAGAUGACACGGUCACUAGCUCUACCUCAGAAAGCUCCGCGCUUUCCAGAAAGCGCUUUACUCUGCAGGGCUUUGCUAACCUCAAAGGUCAGAAAGCUUCUCCUACCAGCCCUGACAAAAAAGCUAAGCGACACGAAGUAAAGAGCGACCCAACGCCUUUUGGUUUACGAGGUUGGAGCAAAACGUCUCAGCCCUUGGAGGCCCCUGAGGACAACGACGGCUGGUCCAGUGCCGAAGAGCUGAUUAAUUCCUCAGACGCAGAGGAGGAAGGCAGAGUGGGCCCCAGGAAGCUGGUCCCAGGAAAGUACACGGUCGUGACGGGCGACGAGAAGGAAAGCCCCGACGCGCUUGCCGUGAGAAGUGGGGACGUGGUGGAGGUGGUCCACGAGGGCGACGAGGGCCUUUGGUAUGUCAGGAACCUGACCUCCAGCAAGGAGAGCUGGGUGCCGGCCAGCAGUCUGUCCACCCUCCUCAGCACGUCCGGCUCGGCUCAGUGCCUGAGCAGCUCAGAGUCCAGUGCGGGGUCCGCCCUGCUGAGCACCUCCUCCAGCUGCAGCGAGAGCUGUGGGGCCCCCCUCUCAGACCUCCAGGGGUAGCGCCGGGCCCCGCAGGAGGCCGUGCGGCCUGCGAGCCUCUAAGUUUUCCUUUGCUUGGGCUUGCUUAGUUUGGUGAGGGGACGGUGCUCUAAGAGCCUGGGGAAGGAGGACCCGGACAAGACCCCAACGAGGAGCCACCUGCCGCCCCCGGAACCUCAAGGUGCAGACGCAGGGGCCCGCAGAGGGAAGGUUCUGGAAGAUUCUGCCCUGCGGCCUCCACGCCAGGACCACCCCCGAUGAGGGUGCAGAAGCCAGUUGCACGAAGACAGAGUUGCACUGAGCUUUCCAGGAAAACCAGGAUGGACCGAGGGCACCAGGCCGCCGCGAGGAGCCCGUCCCAGCCGCUCUGCGUGGUUCCGGGCAUUUCUGGUCUGGUGCUUCCUGCAGGAAUAGGCACGUCGUGGGAGUGACGAGUCCACUGACCCAGCAGCUUGGUGGGGGGACUGUUUUGUCUUUUACAAGUUUUUUUUAAAGCAGGGAUUAAUUCCAUGGCCAUUUUUUGUGGUACUCUGGCCACUAAUCUUUACCAAGAAUCACUGUGUUUACAUGAAAUGACAAUUUGAUACAAAACUAUUUUCUGUUACCGGGGUUUACAUGACAGCACGUUGUUUAUACUGCUGGGAGAUUUGGGGGCUCUCGUGGGGACGGAAGCCCUCGCCAAGGCCCGCCUGGCCACAGGCGGGUGAACACACGCCCCCAAUAAAAUCCAGCAGCGUUUCUACAAACAGAGGCAGUGGAAACCAAGGAGAGUCCCUUAUCUGUGUAGGUUAAUUUUCAAAAGAAAAUUUAAACUAUAAUUUAAAAUAUUUAGCUUCUUUUCUACAAAAAAAAAUGGAACUUGAUUUUUUUACCUAGCUUCACUGAAUUAGGAUUUUUUAUUGUUUUUAAAGAAUAAGUAAAGAUGCGGUUUUUGUGGGGUACCCUCUGAGCGAGCGCUACCCACGCGGGCUGGGUAGAAGCGCCAGCCUCCGGCGGGUUCCGCCACCACCUCCCGCACUCGGUAAACCCCCCGAGCUUGGAAACGCAAGGAGUUCAUUACUGAAACCGAGGCAGAACCAGAAAGAAAACUCUUGCGUUUUACCUUUUUGUGUUUCGGAAACAAAUUCUGUUCUUUGGAAACACCGUCUGUAUCUGGUGGGGGCAGAUAUUUUUAUUCGUGUGCAUAUGUGGGUGUGUGUACGUAGGUGUCCCGUGUCAGGGACGCACCACGGCCCCCGCGAUGCUGGAAACUGUCACUUCACAGCCCUCCCUGUGCCCCGCGCCCGCCAUGCCCACCGCCCACGAGGCCCCCACCGGCCCACCUCUGCAGUGCGUCCCAGCAGCUUUCCUCGGUGUCCGGUCGUGAGACCAUGACGUGUCUGACAGUUUACUCCGCACGCAGCUCGUCCAGAGUCCACCCCUGCCGCCUCGGCCACGUCACCACCGCUGGGGGCCCAUCUUCGUUAAGGCACUUUAAAACCUCCCGUCCCGUCACUGCUUCUUGUUUCGUUUCAGGUCUUUUUUUUUUUUUUUCUGCUGAUGUAAAUGAAAUUUAAAAAUCAGAGUUCUUUAUUGUGUGGAUGGAAUUUGAAUAAAUAUCAGCCCCUCUCGCUGUC